AUGCAGCGCCCCACGCCUCCCUCCCGAGGGGGCCGUCUAAUUGGCUGCAGGACCGGAGGAAGGGCGGGCGGGCUGCGGGAGGGAGGAGAGGGAAGGGGAGGGGGGCCCGCCCGCUUCACCCCACCCCGCCCGCCGCCCCUGCAGGAGCCCGAGUGCCGGCAGCUCUGCCCGCGUGCUGCGGACCGUCCCGGCUACCGCGCCGUGCGCUCUCUCGCCCUGGAGGUUGGCUUUGGACUAGCUCCCCGAAGCGCCGCCGGGCCCCGGAAGUCGCAGGGCUGGGACACCCGACCGGGCAGGGAGCUGAGCCGUAGAGGCCACAGCGCCCAGCUGCCUCCCCGAAGCCGGGCGAGCUCUUCCCGCGGCACCUGCAGCCCCCUCCCAGUCGCCGCACAGAGCGCUCGCCCAACUUCGGCCGGCUUGCAGCUCUCCGGAAUGCCGCCUCUCCGCUGGGCCCUGCGCCGCGCCGGAGUCGGGGCUCCUGGCGGGGCUGCCCCGCGUCGCUGCGCACGUGCCCUGGUCUUGGGUCCAGCGGCCCGAUCCCCGCUCGCAGGACAGACACCCGCUGCGCCCCACCCUGCCCUAGCGGGGACCGCCGGCUGGCGCACCCCGGCCCAGCUGGCCUGGAAUUUCCCUGCGGCCCUGGGGCUUCACACGCAGUGGGGCAGAAGGCGAAAGCAAAACGCUGGACCAUUCCAGCUCUACGCUGUGGAGCCCUGGCGCCGCUGGGACUCUGACCUUCACAGGCGCACACCGCCCUCCAUCCCAGAGCCCUGGAGUGCAAUUAAUUUGGUUUUUUAAAUGCAUAAAUUAUACCUCGAUUAAAAAAUGAUAAUUAAAAAGAAAGCACAUGAGAUCUUUGCUGCUAAUCGUUUUAAGAGUUGAAACUCUUGUCGGGCAUAACUUCCCAGGAGUGGGAGGUAAGUCUAGCUCCUCUCCUUUUGCCAUUUGGGAAAUGCUCCAUCGACCCCCAGGACUUGACACAGCCCCCAUCUGAGACACGGAAGCGGCUUCUGAUGCAUGCCAUUCCUCAGGUUGCUGGAACAAAGACGGGAGGCACGAAUUCCUGACAAAAGCUGUGCUUUAAUCCUCAGAUAGGCUCAGGCCCUUCAGUCCAUCUCUUUGUAUGAGUAACCCCAAGUAAUCAACAAUGGAGAGGGGUCUUCUUAUUUUCCUGAAGCUCCUCCUGUUUUGAGGCCUCCGUGUCCAUCUCUGUCCCCUGGUGUCCUUCUGGAUAGAGGGAUAAGUUUUGAAGCUUUUGGAAACCCCGCAUCUGUCCCUUACCCUGUGGUGGUGGAAAGUUCUUGUGCUGCUAUGGCCUGGAGUGCACAGCUGAGGCCGGGAAAAGGGGAUAAUGGACCCUCGAACAGGGCAGCCUUGACCAAUAUCGGCUGGCUAACACUGGCAGGUGAGCACCUAUGACCCAGGGCGGUCCCACGUCAUUGGGGCUGCACAGGACAUAGUGAAGACACCAAGUGCUUUGAAGGUCAAAAAUGGUGGGAGUAUCCCUCUUCCUUGUGCCUUUCCUAGGAAUCGUACCUCCUAGCUGUGGCCUCAGAGGCAGGGGCCAUAGGGGCUGGAAAGGAGGAAGAUUUAUUUUUGCUCACAGUGUGUUGCUGGGUGUUCGGUUCGGUGGUGAGUUGCCUGAGCAUCGGAGGUGGCAGAGGCCCAGCCCCUUCUGAUCACAUCCCUGACCUGAGUUGCAGCUAUGCACCCUUGGGUUGUAUAUUGAUCUCUCUGAACUUCAGUUUUCUUUUCCAUAAUCUCCUUCCCAUUUUACAGUGUUUGGGGAGGCUCAAGCAAGAUAAGGCUCUCAGGAAGUGCUUUAUAAACUUUAAAGGGCUAUCACAUACCAGCUCUUCAUUUUCGUAUUCUUCCUGGAGACUGGU
Messenger RNA from Cercocebus atys (sooty mangabey), 1886 nucleotides. RefSeq lists its product as uncharacterized. Bases 1 to 798 code for a protein of 265 amino acids. NCBI's taxonomy places the organism in Eukaryota, Metazoa, Chordata, Mammalia, Primates, Cercopithecidae. The record is from RefSeq and is a predicted model, not a curated record. The transcript has 2 exons.